CCGCGGGACAGUCAUCCUCGACUCUCGAGCUCCCUGAAUUUCCUCCCACGACAAUUAUCGCAAUGAGCUCUCUUCAAGGUGCAGCUCGUUCAGCAUCCCGGAGCUGGAAAGCUACGGGGCUAUUGAGGCAGAGCGACGCUGUCUCGAGCUUUGCCGCAAGAAAUCGGUUUCCGAUUAUAUCAUCGUCUGUGAGGAGUAAAGCAUUGCACACUGCCCCGGCUCGCAAAUCGCAGUCUGCUACUGCAGAGAAAGACUCUUCCAAUCCCGCUCUUUCAUUCCCCUGUCUCGACGCCCAGGAAGCAAAGUCGGCGCUUCUCUCCGCUCGCUCUCUCGAGUCGGGCCCCGAGCCCUCCUACACCACCGGCCACCAUGAGCGAUUCCACUGCCAGGAGCCAUUGUUGCUCGACUGGGGUGGUGUUCUGCCGGAAUUCGAUGUCGCAUAUGAAACUUGGGGUCAACUGAACGCUGAUAAGAGCAAUGCUAUCCUCCUGCACACCGGUCUCUCCGCUUCGAGUCAUGCCCACAGCACCGAGGCAAACCCGAAACCCGGCUGGUGGGAGAAGUUCAUCGGACCCGGUCUACCAUUGGAUACAAACAAAUACUUUGUGAUUUGCACGAACGUUCUUGGAGGCUGUUACGGAAGUACCGGGCCCUCGUCUGUUGACCCUUCAGACGGAAAGAGAUACGCGACCCGAUUCCCGAUUCUGACUCUUGACGACAUGGUGCGGGCACAGUUUCGUCUCUUGGAUCACCUUGGUGUGCAGAAAUUGCAUGCGUCGGUUGGAUCGAGUAUGGGAGGCAUGCAGAGUCUUGCGGCUGGUGUCUUGUUCCCUGAGAGAGUUGGCAAGAUCGUCAGUAUCAGUGGAUGUGCCCGUAGUCACCCGUACAGUAUCGCCAUGAGACAUACUCAGCGUCAAGUCCUGAUGAUGGAUCCUAAAUGGUCCCGAGGCUUCUACUAUGACUCCAUCCCGCCGCACUCUGGAAUGAAGUUGGCUCGAGAGAUCGCUACUGUCACCUAUAGAAGUGGACCGGAGUGGGAGAUGCGGUUUGGGCGCAAGCGUGCGGACCCAAGCAAGCAGCCUGCCCUUUGCGCCGACUUCCUUAUCGAGACCUAUCUGGACCAUGCAGGAGAGAAGUUCUGUCUGGAAUAUGACCCUAACAGUUUACUCUACGUGUCCAAGGCAAUGGAUCUCUUUGAUCUCGGCCACUCCCAUCAAACAGAGACCAAGAGACGCAGGGCAGAAUUUGAAGCCAGAAUCGCUCAGGGAGGCCAGACCGUGGAUCACGACGACGUCGCCUGCAGUCUGACCUUGCCCGAAAAGCCAUACCAAGAACAGCCCUCGGCGACCGUCUCUACCCCAUCAACGGAGCAAUCCGUAUCAGGUGGAGAAGCUGGCCCAGAAGCACCACCCCAGGAUCUUGUUGCCGGACUUUCUCCGCUCAAGAACCACCCUGUUUUGGUGCUGGGUGUUGCUAGCGACAUUCUCUUCCCUGCCUGGCAGCAGCGUGAGAUUGCCGCAACCAUACGGGCUGUUGGUAACAAGGGCGUUGAACAUAUUGAACUUGGCGAGGAUGUCUCGAUGUUCGGACACGACACAUUCCUUUUGGACUUGAAGAACAUCGGUGGAGCAGUCGGCAGAUUUUUGUAAUGAGCUGCGCAGGAGAUGAAAUUUGUUAAUAUGUAUCUUGUGCUUUAUGAAGCGAAAAUGAUUCGAGUGUUGCAUUUUAGGCGUUGUUUUAUAUCCUAUACCUUCCACCAAUAUGCCUAUAUUCUAUGCUUUGGAAAUACCUUGUUUGUCACAUACUCCUCUCUAGCCAUUGUAUCUUGUGGAAGCUACAAAAUCGAUUUCAUUGGAAUAAUAACAAAAUUUUAUAGAAAUGCCCUCGGAUUAGC
Molecule: messenger RNA, 1894 nt
Organism: Aspergillus wentii DTO 134E9
Lineage: Eukaryota; Fungi; Ascomycota; Eurotiomycetes; Eurotiales; Aspergillaceae
Product: homoserine O-acetyltransferase family protein
Exons: 1
Coding region: 63-1649 (528 amino acids)
Biological process (GO): L-homoserine metabolic process
Molecular function (GO): homoserine O-acetyltransferase activity; L-serine O-acetyltransferase activity
Source: RefSeq, a predicted model, not a curated record